Messenger RNA from Protopolystoma xenopodis, 234 nucleotides. The record is from the annotation of a GenBank genome assembly. NCBI's taxonomy places the organism in Eukaryota, Metazoa, Platyhelminthes, Monogenea, Polystomatidea, Polystomatidae.
AUGCAGAGACGGGCCUAUGUGCACAACUGGCCGACCGGCCGACGACUAAUUGUCUUGUUGGCUGUACUGUUUAUGCCUAGCCUUCCCAUUCACAUGCUUUGCUCCUCCCCCAUUGUGGUCCCUCCCAUCACACCCGGUUAUUCAUCACACAUCCCGUACUUCGACUUCACCAUGGCCUACCUUACCAGUUCGGAUAUUGUUGAUUCCUCGCGCCCGGAAAUCACAAGUGUCUGA